AGGACCAGCUAUUCAUUAGACAAAACGUCCAAGGGCUUCGUUCAGGACUUGUCAAUGGGGAUUUUCGUGGAUGGAAAUUGAUUGGGGGCAAAACACCAACACAGAAUAGGCCAACCUUAGCACCACUUUAUGUUUGUCUACUCGGAGAGGCGAAGUUCUUUUCGUUUGUGUUGCCUGUCUUCUUGUUUUGUCUCUGUCUCUUCUUUUUUAAUUUCUUGUACUAUUCUUCUCACUAAACUGAUAAAUCAUACUGUUAACCAGAUUUAAAUGGCUCUGGCACUCCGGGCAAACAUAUAAAUCUGGAAGGUUACUUUGAACUGUAUUACCAGUCGCAUUCUUCAUUCUCGUCCACCUGUAAGCCUAGUAGCCUACCAAGUCGCAUAAAAAUCCCCCGAUCUUGAACAAAUUUAAACCACCAAAAAGCCUCUUGCCCUCCCACCACAGUCCUCGCCAAAACCCCCCGGCUCAGAAAACCAUGGCCACAGCUCUCAACCUCCCACAAACCCCACUUCUCAGGACGCUCCCGUUCCGCAGAGCACACAAGAGCACUGUCUCCAUUAGAGCAACAUCAAGCUCAUCUGAAACCCCGCUCACUUCCACUCCUGUGACCACCGAGCAGGAACAAAAACAAGGCCUUUCGUCAUCCUCUGUAACAUUUGCUCCUCCACCAAAUUUCAAGCCGCCGGAGCCAAAGCGGUUCGGCGUGAGACCCGAUAAGACAUGGGACAUACUCGGGGCUUCUCUUGCCUUGCCGUUCCGGCUCGGGACAGGUGUUUUUGUUUCCGGUUAUUCUGUUUCCUUCGUUUCCAAGAAUGAGAUUCCGUCUGGCCAGUAUGCUCUUGAUGUUGCCGAUUUCAAGGUAAAAGAGACUUCAAAAUUGGGUCCUCGACCAGAGAAGCCUAUUGAGAUAUAUGAAUUCGAAAGCUGUCCAUUUUGUCGGAAGGUUAGGGAAAUCGUUGCAGUGUUGGAUCUUGAUGUCCUAUUUUAUCCUUGCCCGAAAAAUGGUCCAAACUUUCGCCCCAAAGUUUCUCAGAUGGGUGGAAAACAGCAGUUCCCUUACAUGGUGGAUCCAAACACAGGUGUUGCAAUGUAUGAAUCAGAUGACAUAAUCAAGUAUCUGGUUGGAAAAUAUGGUGAUGGAAGUGUUCCUUUCAUGUUGUCACUUGGUCUACUAACGACUUUGACUGCAGGCCUUGCUAUGAUUGGUCGCAUGGGGAAGGGGUCUUCUCAUGCUCCAUCAAAACUGCCACCUAAACCACUUGAAAUAUGGGCAUAUGAGGGGUCCCCCUUCUGCAAACUUGUGCGUGAAGUACUUGUAGAGUUAGAGCUGCCACAUUUACUUCGCAAUUGUGCUCGUGGCAGCCCAAAACGACAGAUGCUGUAUGAGAAAACCGGACAUUUUCAGGCUACGGUAGCAGAUCUGCAGGAGGCGAUUCAUCGGCGAAAGGUACAUGGGAUCGUGUUUGGUUAUGGAGGCGGCAAGGAUGGACCUGAACAUUGGGGAAACUUGAACUCAAAAUACUCGACAUGCUCAAAUGGGAAAAGGCAAUCUCCUGUGGACAUUGUGAAGGACAAAGUUGUGCUUAACAAGAACUUGAAACCCUUGACCAGAGAAUAUGGUCCCGCAAAUGCCACUCUGGUCAACAACGGGUUUAACAUUGCAAUCAAUUUUGAGGGACAUCAUGUGGGAGUGUUGGUGGCCGAAGGGAAGAACUUCACCCUCAAGCAUAUUCACUGGCAUUCUCCUUCUGAGCACCAGAUUGAUGGACAAAAAUUUCCUGUGGAGCAGCAUUUGGUCCACCAGGCCGAUGACGGCAGCUUUGCAGUUGUCUCAACCCUCUACCAAUAUGGUGAUCCCGAUACUCUUCUUUCUAAGAUAAUGGGAAAGUUGGAUGAACUGGGCAAGGAAGAGUGUGCAGAGCACGAAGAAGCUCAUAUCCCUCUUGGACACUUUAAGACCAAGCGCCUGAUGCGGAAGAGCCGCAAAUAUUACAGAUACUAUGGUUCUCUCACCACUCCCCCAUGCACCGAGAAGAUCACGUGGAAUAUUCUCGGCAAGGUGAGAUCAAUCUCCAAGGAUCAAGUAGAGGCACUGAAUAAGCCAUUGAAGUCUAAUUGCAAGGAGAACUCGAGGCCAGUACAGCCAUUGAAUGGGCGCCAGAUUGAGCUAUAUGAUGAGCUUGGCGGCAACAAAAUUUAGUUACCAUCAUCUUCACCACUCAUUUAAAGGGCUGCUAGUUGCAUCUAUGUUGUCUACUUCAUGCAUGUAUAUAUCAUGAAGUACAUUAUGAACUAAUCUUAUAAUUACAACAUAUAUAAUAUAUAUGUAUAUGUUCCUAUAUAGCACAUGCAGUGCCUUGAAAAAUCAUCUGGGAUUCUCUUCGGCAGGCAUGGUAUCUUCAGUUUUGCAUAGAGGAAUGAUGAUCAUGUCAAUUCUAUUUU
Messenger RNA from Juglans microcarpa x Juglans regia, 2442 nucleotides. RefSeq names its product carbonic anhydrase. Gene Ontology annotation, cellular component: chloroplast. Bases 476 to 2200 code for a protein of 574 amino acids. Lineage: Eukaryota; Viridiplantae; Streptophyta; Magnoliopsida; Fagales; Juglandaceae. The record is from RefSeq and is a predicted model, not a curated record. The transcript is spliced from 17 exons.